CUGUGUGGAGCGUCCGGGUUGCACCCAGUUUUCCGUCUGUCUACAAAGAGACACAAAGGAAUGGUAUUUCAAAGGUGGUCUGUUUGUUGUGGAAAAUGGCCGGAAAGUAUUUCUAACCCUGACUGGUCUCAGUGAUAGACUUCCUCCCAAGUCUCUCACCGACAGAGAAAGGAAAAUGAGAGACACGCGGGGAGAAGCAGGUGGAGGAGCCACAGACAAGAUCUCUAAAUCUGAAAAGGAUCAGAGUUGGAUCCCCAAGAUCUUUAAGAAAAGAGUAUGCACCACCUUUGUAGAAGAAUCUUUCAGUAAUGGUGCACUGUGUCAGUGUGGUGGUACAAGAGACACCCACACUUCUGUGGCUCUGGGUGACUAUUUCAGCACAGCCAUCGUGAACCACUGGGACAGUGCCCAACACUCGUCUGAAUACCCGACUGAUGCCUUCGGAGAGCUGCAAUUUGCAGGAGUCAGCAAGCGACAUAGUUAUUUCCUGCGUCUGUCAUGUGACACCCAGCCGUCUAUGAUCUACAACUUGAUGACAAAUCGUUGGGGUCUCCCUGCACCCAACCUGGUGGUAUCUGUUGUGGGCGGAGAAGGCAGGACAAAGAUGAAGAAGUGGGUACGGGAGGUCCUCAGGCAGGGGCUGGUGAAGGCAUCACAAAGCACAGGAGCGUGGAUCCUGACAGCAGGCUUGCGUGAAGGUGUUGGCAGAUGUGUCGGAGAGGCGGUGAGAGAUCACGCCACAGCAGCCUCUUCCGUGUCGCUCAGUAAGGUGGUGGCGGUGGGCAUCGCGCCGUGGGGCUUAGUGCACAACAAGGAGCAGCUGGUCAACCCUAAGGGCAGCUUUCCUGCUAAGUACUUUGUCCAGAACACAUCCCGGAACUCUUGCUGCCUGGACAACAACUACCAAGCCUUCCUUCUGGUGGAUGAUGGGAGUGUGGGUCGCAGAGGAGGAGAGAAAAACUUCAGAGCCAAACUGGAGGACUACAUCUCCCACCAGCGCACAGGCAUAUGGGGAAGUGGAAGCAUUGAAAUUCCUGUUCUCUGUAUGCUGAUAUCAGGAGAGGCAAGCAUGCUGAAGAGGGUGGAUCUUUCUCUGAAAAACUCCAUUCCAUGGUUGGUGCUGGCUGGCUCAGGAGGCGUGGCAGACUUCCUCAGCGACGUCUUGAAGAAUUUUUCUCUAGCUCCAGUUGUUCAGUCUUCCGGUGAGGGCGACAGUGAGGUCGGUCCCAGCGUGGAUUUGAAAGAAAAAGUGGCAGAACGGGUGAAGAAGUACUUCCCUACAGUGGACCAGAAGGACAAACUGGUUGAACAGACUUUGAGCAUCUACCAGAACAAAGACUUUAUUACAAUCUACCAUGGAGAGCAGGAGGGUCCAAAUGACUUUGACACUGUACUGCUAAAAGCGCUGGUGGGAGCAAGUAAGCAGCGUGUACCGGUAGAUGCCAGCCCUUACAAUGAAGAGCUCAAACUGGCGGUCACAUGGAACAGGGUUGACAUUGCCAAGAGUGAGCUCUUUAAUGGAGACAUCCAGUGGAAGUAUGAGGAUUUGGAAGACUCCAUGACGGAUGCCCUGAUUAAUGACAAGCCCCAGUUUGUGCGCCUUUUCAUUGAGAAUGGCUUUAACAUCCUGGACUACCUGACUUACGGCAGGCUGGAAAGCUUGUACCGCUCGGUGGCUGAUGGAACGCUGUUAUACCAGCUGCUUGAGCGCUGCUUGGUGCUGCGGCUGGGAAAUGCAGCACCUGUGUCUGCCCCGGCUAAUACGCAGGACUCACCGACCAAAAAACCAGCAGAUGAUGAUCAGAGCGGAGCAGCGAUGAAGAUCAGCCUUUUUGAGGUGUCCGGUGUCCUGGAACUGUUGAUGGGUGACGUCUGCCAGCCAUUUUACUAUGACAUUCUGGACUUAUAUGAUAUUACAUCUAAAAGAAAAGCUCUUAGGCGUGCCAGUAAGCUGCUGCGUGGAGACUGCACGUAUCGGGCGAGGCGCUGCCUCUCCCCAUGGGCUUCACUUUUCAUCUGGGCUGUCCUGCAGAAUCGUAGUGAGAUGGCCACUUUCUUCUGGGAGAUGACAGGUGAGCCUGUGCUGAGCGCUCUGAGUGGCUGUAAGAUGCUGAGAGAGCUGUCUAAGCUGGAGGAUGAGACUGACACGAAACUCUCCAUGAAAGAGUUGGCCCAGAACUUUGAGAAUCUGGCACAUGAUGUCUUCAGCUCCUGCUAUCGCAGCAAUGAGAGUCGCUCCUUCACGCUGCUGAUAAGGAAAUCUCAUGUUUGGGGCGACACCACCUGCCUACAGAUGGGAAUGGGUGCUGAUGCACGACUUUUCUUCAGCCAUGAUGGAGUACAGUCUCUGUUGUCCGAGAUCUGGUGGGGUGACAUGAAGAGGAACACAGAGGUGUGGAAACUCCUGCUCACUUUCUGCUGCCCCUUCCUUUGCUACACCAACUUCAUCUCCUUCCGGAAGCGAGAGGAUUAUCAAGAAGAUGAGGAGGGAAAGCCUACUGAGGAUGGGCUUAGUCCGAACAGUGAAAACCUCUAUGGACACACUGUCUUCUCUUUCUCAGACAUCAAGCACAUGGAAGCUGAGGGAGAGGAAGCAGGCUUAUUCAGGACAGCUACCAUCAGAGGUGUACCCCAAAACCACAGACCACCUCAUCGUCCAUUCAUAGUGUCACGCUGGCGGCAGUUCUGGUUCGCGCCUGUCACCUCUUUUUUAGGGAACGUCCUGAUGUACUUCCUCUUCCUCAUGCUUUUUGCCUACGUGCUGUUGGUGGACUUCGAGCCCCCCCCGCCAGCUGGUCCGGCCAUCACAGAGUAUGUGCUCUACUUCUGGGUGUUCACCAUUGUGUGUGAGGAGAUCAGAGAGACACUUUUUAUAGGAAUGAUAACUUGGCGCCAAAGGCUCAGAGUCUACAUUCAGGAUGUGUGGAAUAAAUGUGACCUCACUGCCAUAACACUGUUCAUCAUCGGAUUGAUCUGCAGGAUGUUUGAGUGGUCAUAUGAAUUUGGCCGGGAUGUCCUGUGUGUGGACUACAUGGUCUUCACUCUUCGUCUCAUUCACAUUUUUGCCAUUCACAAACAGCUGGGACCCAAAAUCAUCAUCGUAGGCAAGAUGAUGAAGGAUGUCUUCUUCUUCCUGUUCUUCCUGGGGGUUUGGCUCAUGGCAUAUGGGGUAGCCAAUCAGGCUUUGAUUUAUUCCUAUGACCAUAGCCUGGAUCGCAUUUUUCGCAGAGUUUUCUACAGACCUUACUUGCACAUCUUUGGACAAAUCCCUGUGGAGGAGAUAGAUGUUGGGCAUCAGUGGGAUGUGAAAUGCACAGACAACUUGACAUUGAUUAAGAAUGGUGCAGAGCCAUGCAGAAGUCUGUACAGUAACUGGCUGGUGGUAAUUCUGCUGGUCGUUUAUCUUCUGGUCACCAACAUCCUGCUCAUCAACCUCCUCAUUGCUAUGUUUAGUGACACCUUUUCCAAAGUCCAGGCAAACAGUGACAUCUACUGGAAAUUUCAGCGCUACAACGUGAUUGUCCAGUACCAUUCCCGGCCAUCACUGGCUCCUCCUUUCAUCAUCAUCUCUCACAUCAACCUCUUCAUCAAGAGGAACAUCCGCAAAGUUCCUUCUGUCAAGAUCCACCACUUCGUAUUGCAGUUAAAAGGCAAAGCAGCAAACCGACUGACAACUUGGGAAACCAUCCAAAAGGAAGACUUCCUGACUGCUCGGAACAAGAUCCAGAAAAGCAGUGACUCAGAGAGACUCAAACGGAUGUCUGUCAAAGUGGAUGGUGUUCUGAAACAACUGAUUGAAACCAGAGACAUUGACCACAGACUAAGAGCUCUGGAAAAUGAGAUGGAUUACUGCUCAAAUGCUCUCAGUUGGAUUGUGGAUACUCUAGCACAAGGCAGCACAUUUAAACCUCCCAGACCUCCACCUACAUCAAGAGAUGUCCUUGGCUCUUCUUCUGGUUCGACCUGACUCCGUUUUGACAGUGGAUUCACCUUAGUUUGGAUCAGACAAAAGACAAAAAUUCUAGUUUCCAGUCUUGCUUCAGUGUUAAUAUAAUGGAAUACACUGGUUUACGCCAUAGUGUGUACAGUGCUGUAGUUUUUAGGUGUUUAGUUAGUGUAUAUUGUUUAAAUGGGUAAAUAAGAGCCCAGAUGAACCUUUUUUGUUGUAGUAGACACACUGGAAAGCUUUGCAUUAGAGUGAAUGUAUAAUAUUUUUAUAAGAAUAUUGUUUUGAUGUUUUUAUAUUCCUUCAGUCUUUGUAAAGUGGCUUUGACCAAUAGUUUUCCUAGUUUUUGUAAAGGAAUUUUCUUUAGACAUGCUGCUUUUUCACUCUUUUUCAAACCAGUCUUUUGAUUUGAUUGUUAGGAGGCUUCUGCUGAAAUUAUUUGCCAAAUAUUUAUCAGAAACGAUCUAUGAAGAUUGGUUAUUAAGAAGCCAUUUUUAAGGUACAUUAGCAUGGAGAAAUGGCUGAGGUGUGCGAAAUAACUCAAGAACUGAACUUGCAAGCAGUGAGAAGAAGUCUCACGAAGUCGUGAAUCCUCCGCAGAGCCCAGACCUCAACACUGAGGCAUUGUGGGAUCAUCUUGGUAGAGAACAGAAAAAAGGCAGCCAACUUCCAAAGAAGAGCUUUAAACUUUCCUUCAAGAAACCUGGAAAACUAUUCCUGAAGACUACUUGCAGUACAAGAAAGCUUGACAGAAAAGGUUCAGACUGUGAUGGAGAAUUAAGAUGUUCAUACCAAAUACUGACUGUCAGAAUAUGCAUAAGUCUUCCUUUUGCCAAACAUGUACAUUGUUUGUACAUAUUUUAAAAACAUAUUUAAAUUGUUGCACCUACUUCUAUUUUCAUUCACACAGUACUGUAAAUUUACGCAUUUUAUUUAGAUUUAUGAUUAAAAGAUUUUUUAAUGAGCUGGCA
Messenger RNA from Melanotaenia boesemani (Boeseman's rainbowfish), 4917 nucleotides. Its product is annotated as transient receptor potential cation channel subfamily M member 4-like. Lineage: Eukaryota; Metazoa; Chordata; Actinopteri; Atheriniformes; Melanotaeniidae. Gene Ontology annotation, molecular function: ligand-gated calcium channel activity; calcium-activated cation channel activity. Bases 176 to 3967 code for a protein of 1263 amino acids. The record is from RefSeq and is a predicted model, not a curated record. Gene Ontology annotation, biological process: calcium ion transmembrane transport. Gene Ontology annotation, cellular component: membrane. The transcript is spliced from 28 exons.